This is a messenger RNA of Apis florea (little honeybee), 2285 nucleotides long. Its product is annotated as putative sodium-coupled neutral amino acid transporter 12. The record is from RefSeq and is a predicted model, not a curated record. NCBI's taxonomy places the organism in Eukaryota, Metazoa, Arthropoda, Insecta, Hymenoptera, Apidae.
AUAUUAAAAAAUCUAUGGUUGAAGUUUUGUUUGAUUUUAGUACAGUUGUUCUUGAAUCAUCACAAAAAUACAAAGCGUCAGAUAGGUCAAUGACAUAUAUGAUAAUAAUACUGUUUAGCUUGAGCAGACUGAUUCAUUUUAAUUUGUAAUUUGAAUCAAAAUGCCCGAGCAAAAUUCAAGUGAUCAAUAUUCGACAUGGGUUGGUCUAAUAUAUAUUUUUAACUUAAUUGUUGGAACAGGAGCUUUAACAUUACCUGCUGUUUUUAGUCGAGCAGGAUGGGCUCUUGGAUUAAGUGUUAUUUUAAUAUUAGCAUUUAUAAGUUUCAUCACAGUUACAUUUGUGAUCGAGGUAAUGGCAUCUGCUAAUGCUAUACUAGCAUGGCGACACAUUCAACAUAGAAAACGUGUAUGUUUUUCUCAAGAUUCAUCUUUCAACGAAUCAGAAUCUGAGGUACUUCAAACACUAGGUGAAUCGGGACCUUCAAAUUCAGAUUCUGAAGAUACUCCUCUUGUUACUCCAUUUUCAACUAGUCCUGAUCGUACAGAUAUGACAUAUCGAUAUUAUGUAAUACGUGAUAAAAUAGAAAUGGGACAGAUGGCAUCAAUUUUUUUUAAUAAGUUUGGCAUAACUCUAUUCUAUUUAUGUUUUGCUAUAUAUCUUUAUGGGGAUCUAAGUAUAUAUGGAGCAGCAGUAGCAAAAACUUUAGCUGAUGUUAUUUGUACUUAUCAACCAACAAAUUUUACAUGUAAUGAUACAAUACCAGAUACUGAAAUCUGUUGGAAAGAAUUUGCUUUAAAUCGAUCGGAUGCAUAUAGAAUAUUUCUUAGUAUAUUUAUAUUUUUGUUGGGUCCAUUUGUAUUCUUUAAUAUCCAAAAGACUAAAUAUCUUCAAGUUUUAACUUCAGCUAUGAGAUCACUUGCAUUUACCAUCAUGAUUGUGUAUGCAUUAAAAAAUUUAUUUAUUCAUGGUCCACAAGGAAAUCCUCCAGCAGCAAAUAUUAUGGGUAUACCUAGUUUAUUUGGUGCUUGUAUUUAUUCUUUUAUGUGUCAUCAUUCUUUACCUGCAUUGGUUGCUCCAAUCGCAAAUAAGACCACUUUAACUCGAUUUUUGGCACUGGAUUAUUUAUUAAUAGCAUUUUUUUAUCUUUUACUGGCAUUAACUGGAGCAUUUGCUUUCGAACAUUUGGACGAUCUUUAUACUUUAGAUUUUAGUCCUCAUGGAUCUGGAGAUUGUUCCAAAACAAAAAGUAUUUCAACGAAUGGUUUUUAUUCAACAUAUUCUAAUUGUGCAAUAAUAAAACAAUAUAAACAAUACGAUAUGAAGGUUCAAAUAUUACCCGCACUUCAAGAUAAUUAUAUGUAUUUAAUUAUUGACGAAACAUCACAGGAAGCUGCAAUUGUCGAUCCUGUUGAUCCUGACACUGUUGCUUGUGCAGUUCAACAAAAUAAUGUAACUUUAACAAAAGUUCUAACUACUCAUCACCAUUGGGAUCAUGCUGGUGGAAAUACAAAGUUAUGUAAGAAAUUUAAUAAUCUUCAAGUAUAUGGUGGAGAUGAUAGAAUAGAGGCACUUACGUGUAAAGUAAAACAUAAUGAUAUUUUCAACAUUGGAAAAUUACAAGUUCAAUGCCUCUCAACACCAUGUCAUACAACUGGACAUAUCUGUUUUUAUAUUACAGAUCAAGAUAUUCCAGCAGUUUUUACAGGAGAUACUCUUUUUGUUGCUGGCUGUGGUAGAUUUUUCGAAGGUACUGCAGAACAAAUGUAUAAAGCACUUAUAGAAAUUUUGGGAUCAUUACCUAAUGAAACUAAAGUAUAUUGUGGCCAUGAAUAUACAGCAAAUAAUUUAAAAUUUGCAAAACAUGUAGAGCCAGAAAAUGAAGCAAUUCGUCAAAAAAUAGAAUGGGUUCGUAUACAGCGCGAAAAGAAUAAUCCUUCUGUGCCUAGCACUAUUCAGGAAGAGAAAUUGACAAAUCCAUUUAUGCGAGUUCACGAACAAUCUGUUAUGGAUCAUACUGAACAAAAAGAUCCAAUUCAAACUAUGGCAUUUCUUAGAAGGGAAAAAGAUAAUUUUAAAGCAUAAAUUUAUUAUUGUUACAAAAAAAUUAGUGGUGGUUACAUAAUUUUUUUAAUCAAUAUAAAAUAUUCUUCCUUCUACGUACAAAUUUUCUAUUUGUUUUAUUUAUAAAAUUUUAUUUCAAUUUUCUAUAUAUAAAUAUUGACAUAUGUGCAAAUAUAUGAUUAUAAAUUACGUAUUUACAAAUAAUAUUUAUUUUAAAUACAAA